AUGAUUUCCUCUGUUGCGGGCUUGCUGGUCCUCUCUGCUCUGGUUACAGCCCAUGGAGAGCAGAGCCAGUCUCAACUCGCUGGUCCGCACCAAGGACUCUGGUACAACACUCUCCCAGGAGAUGGUGGAACGCAAGCCGACUCCGUAUUCUCCGGAAUCUCGACUUUCGGCCGCCUACCCUACCACCCAUGCCUGGCCAGUGAUUCCGAGAAAUACGAUAUCGCGUUCCUAGGUGCCCCCUUCGACACCGGAACCUCUUACAGACCUGGCGCGCGGUUCGGGCCCAGCGGUAUCAGACAAGGUUCUCGCCGCCUCAAUCUCUAUGGUGGCUACAAUGUUCCCUUGCAAGCGAACCCGUUUACAAGCGAUAUGCGGAUUUUAGAUUGUGGCGAUGUACCUGUUACCUCAUACGACAACGCCUGGGCAAUUAAACAAAUCGAAGAAGGACACAAUAGUAUCCUGAUGCGCAAGCCGUACACUGACGCGGAUAAACCGGGUCUUUCGCGUGCUGGAAAGACCCUUCCUCGUGUCAUUACCCUUGGUGGUGACCAUACCAUCACACUGCCCCUGCUGCGGAGUAUUAAUAAGGCUUAUGGGCCUGUGACGGUUAUUCAUUUCGACAGUCAUUUGGACUCGUGGAAACCAAAGGUCUUUGGUGGCUCGCCUAGUCAGGUUGCUGCUAUUAACCACGGUACAUACUUUUACCAUGCGGCUAUGGAGGGCUUGUUGAAGAAUGAUACGAAUAUCCAUGCUGGUAUUCGGACGACGUUGUCCGGUCCUUCGGAUUAUGAGAAUGAUGGGUAUUGCGGGUUUGAGAUUGUUGAGGCGAGGGAGAUUGAUGUUAUUGGAACGGAUGGUAUUAUCAAGAAGAUUCGCGACCGUGUUGGGACUGAUAACCCGGUUUAUCUUUCUAUUGAUAUUGAUACUCUGGACCCUGCUUUUGCGCCGGCUACUGGCACACCAGAGACUGGUGGUUGGUCUACGCGCGAGCUGCGGACGAUCAUUCGUGGCCUUGAUGGGCUGAACUUUAUUGGUGCGGAUAUCGUUGAGGUCGCACCGGCUUAUGAUACCAAUGCAGAGUUGUCGACGAUGGCUGCUGCUGAUGUACUAUAUGAAGUCCUCACUAUUAUGGUCAAGAAAGGCCCGCUGUCUGUUGGUGAGUCGUCUCAUGAGCUGUAG
This is a messenger RNA of Penicillium samsonianum, 1179 nucleotides long. RefSeq names its product agmatinase. The record is from RefSeq and is a predicted model, not a curated record. Gene Ontology annotation, molecular function: metal ion binding; agmatinase activity. The transcript has 9 exons. Bases 1 to 1179 code for a protein of 392 amino acids. Lineage: Eukaryota; Fungi; Ascomycota; Eurotiomycetes; Eurotiales; Aspergillaceae.